AUGGUACAGAGGAACUUGAUCCAGAUACCAGACCAGUCACCUCACGCAAAUCUAGUGACAAGAACUCAUCAGCAUCAACCUGCAAUCAGCGCUGAUCCUACUGUUGAUGAAUACUACAUCAGCAUAGGCAGCCAAAAGGAGGGUCGAUGCUGUGAUAUUUUGCCACGCACACUAGUUGCCACCAAUAUGUCAGGUGUGGUCUCCAUUCGCAACGGCUGCCUUUACAUUAAUGACGAAAAACUAAUAGACUUGCGAAACAGCCACCCUGGUGCCAAUGGCAGUGACACAGCAGCAUCUCCUUCAGAUUUCCAGAUGGCUCCAGGCAGUGAGCUUUUCCUGUAUGUUGAUGCCUGCAAUGAGGCCCGGUGUACUGGACCAGAAAUGAAGGGUAGUGUUCUCAUUGUUGGUGACCACUCGGAGCAGGCAGUGUCUCGUAAUGGAAGCAGUGUUCAGCUGGCACUGUCGACAGCCAGACGUCAGAAACGAUCAACCUCAAACAUUGUUAUCAACACACCCAAUGGUAUGGCUGUUGGACAAACUGUGGUGCUUACACCACUGACACAUGCAGACCUUAAUGCUACAUAUGACUCUGUGGCCUCUACUGAUUUUGUGUCCUACCUGACUAACCCUGAAGAUACUGUUCAUUCAGUGGACACGGUUGAUCGCAUCUUGGCACACAGGGCUUCAUACUCACCCACAGAGAGCAUUUCUUUCUCCUUAGCAUCUGUGGGGCAAGUGGAAAUGCCAGACCUUUCACAGUGA
Pomacea canaliculata is the source of this 762-nucleotide messenger RNA. RefSeq lists its product as uncharacterized. Bases 1 to 762 code for a protein of 253 amino acids. The transcript has 5 exons. Lineage: Eukaryota; Metazoa; Mollusca; Gastropoda; Architaenioglossa; Ampullariidae. The record is from RefSeq and is a predicted model, not a curated record.